UUUACCGUAGCACAUCCGUCGCUGCUGUACAGUAUACAGGGGCUAUACGUAUCUAGAAGUGUAUAAAUACGGGCACAUGAAUACAUGAUCCCCGCGCGGCCCCCAUCCAUGUGCUCUCUCUUAAUUGCUCUUUGAUUCGCCCUCUCUUAAUUGCUUGCCGCUACAGCUCUCCCAAGUCCCAACCCAAGCACACACUCUCUCUUGCCGCUCGAGCUCAUCCAUUCCGUCCGGCCGGCCGAUCCAUUCCACCAGUUUCGAAUUCCCGAUCCGUGCGUGUGCGGCGGUCGGUCCAAAACUUCAAAUUCUCCAAUCUCCAAUGGGCAAGAAAGGCGCCCUCGCCUCCAUCUUCUCCAGGCUCCUCGUCGCCGACGCCGACUCCCCUCCUUCUCCCGCCAGCAAGGCACCUUCUCCGCCGUGGCCCUGGUUGUCGUCGCCCUGCCGGAACCCGCAGACCUCCUCCUCCCGCGACCACCGCCGCGCCGUCACGAGGAGCCCCGCCGGCGCCGCCGCCGUGGACGACGACAUGUACAAGACGGCUAACUCCGCCUACCAGCUCGACGAGGACGACUUCCCCUGCUUCUCGCCCGACGACGGCGGCUCCUGCUUCGAUGUCGAUGAAGACGAGGAAUUAGUGGAAGACCACGACGGCGGGUUCUCGACGACGAGCGCGUCCGAGGAGUGGUGUUACGCGUCGGAGGCGGUGAUCCGCGGCCUGGGCCGGGCCGGCGGCGGCCGCUUCUUCGUGGACCGGCCGGACCCGCUGGCAUCGAACUCGAUCCUGGCCGGCCCCCCUUCCUCGGCGCCGUUGCCGGAGAAGAAGAAGGAGGAGGAGGAGGCGCGACCGUCGUCGGCGCUGGUGGAAGAGAGCGUGGCGGUGGCGGUGGAGUCGGCGGACCCGUACGGGGACUUCCGGGCGUCCAUGGAGGAGAUGGUGUCCGCGCACGGGCUCCGCGGCUGGGCCGACCUCCAGGAGCUGCUCACCUGGUACCUCCGCGUCAACGCCAAGCGCAACCACGCCCUCAUCGUCGCCGUCUUCCUCGACCUCCUCGUCGCCCUCGCCGCCGCCGCCGCCGAUGCACCGACCACGACGACGACGACGAUGAUGACGACGACGAGCAGUGGCAGUACUAGCGGCAGCGGCAGCACCAGCGCGUCCAGCAGCACGUGCGGCUGCGCUGGCGAUGGCGGCACUAGUGCGACGGAGGAGCAAUGCUGCGGCGGCCGCGGGGACGGCGCCGAGCGCUCGUCGUCGGGUGCUUCGGAGGGGGCCGUCGGCGAUGAGGCAGGUGAUGGCGGUUACUGUUCUAGAGUAGUUGAUUCCUGAUGCUCUGCUUUGGUGUUGCAUGAAUUGAUUGAUAAAUUAAUCAGGCAAUUCAUGACUUCAUGUUAAUUUAUUCAAAUCUCAAAUUAUACAAGCAGUAUUACUACUACUGUCUAGUGAUUCAUGGCACCGAGUUGGCAAGGUGGCAACUUCCCCUACCUUCUUCCCACAUGGCACCCAGCUGUUCUGGCCAUGCGCGGUGCCGGUGCGGUGCACUGUCUGCCCAUGAAAGCCGUCCCUUUGCCAGCCAAGUUCUUAGUGUAAUCGUGUGGAAGGCAAGACAAUGCAAUUGUACUGAUAAAUACCUUUGUUUCGGGGGUAAACAAAGGAGAUCAUUUUUACGGUA
Brachypodium distachyon (stiff brome) is the source of this 1667-nucleotide messenger RNA. RefSeq names its product transcription repressor OFP13. Gene Ontology annotation, biological process: negative regulation of DNA-templated transcription. Lineage: Eukaryota; Viridiplantae; Streptophyta; Magnoliopsida; Poales; Poaceae. Bases 317 to 1324 code for a protein of 335 amino acids. The transcript has a single exon. The record is from RefSeq and is a predicted model, not a curated record.